Molecule: messenger RNA, 4389 nt
Organism: Nicotiana tabacum (common tobacco)
Lineage: Eukaryota; Viridiplantae; Streptophyta; Magnoliopsida; Solanales; Solanaceae
Product: protein ZINC INDUCED FACILITATOR-LIKE 1-like
Biological process (GO): transmembrane transport; regulation of stomatal closure
Cellular component (GO): plasma membrane; plant-type vacuole membrane
Molecular function (GO): solute:potassium antiporter activity
Source: RefSeq, a predicted model, not a curated record
AAAGAACGCAUGAGAUCGAAACUGUAAUUUCCAAUAAGUAAACAUAAACCAUCAGAUUUGGCGAGUAAAGAAGGAUCAAACACGUAAUAUAUACUAAUCUUCUAAUUUUUUUAAAUAAAUUAAUAUAAAGCAUGAACUAAAAAGCUAAAUCAAAAUCUAGCAAAGAGAUAUUGAAAGAAGGAAACAACCCAAUUUAACAAUUAAGUCAAAAACUUUACAUAAAAUAGACAAACCCCAUUCAAGAGUAUUAAGAGCAGUAGCAGCGCCUAUUCGUCCUGUGAAAUCUCGAUGUUUACGGGCUCUAAAAUCAGACCGUCAGUGGAGGAAGAUUAGCCCAUUGAGAGUGUAAAAACGACAUCGUAUUGUGCGUCCAUCGUUUCAUCUACCUCUUUUCCGACAGUUAACUGGUCGGGAAACGACCACUAUUACUGAAAAAGCCACAGAUCCUCCAUCAUUUCUGGUUAAUAACCGACCCUGUCUAGCCCCAAUCUCUCUUCUACUGCCCUUCACAGCCCCCAAAACCUCACAAGAUGAAGGAAACGACUAUCACUAGUCAUCGGAGAAAUCUCAGAGCAUAAGUGUCCAACACUUUUGUCUUUUUCUUUUUUUUUCCGGGUCAAAGAAUUUUUUAAUGUGGUACUUUGGUCGUGGGUUUUAAGUGGGUAUGGGUUUUUUAAGUUGUGGGUCGGGUCUUGUGUCAUGUCCGUUAUAAUAAGGGUAAAUAUAAUAUUUUGUUGAACGGCAGAGUAUAUGUGAACAGAAAGUAUAACAUAGGAUAUGAUUGAACAAUAAAUAAAAGUAAAGGGAUAUAUUUGGCCAUUUUCCGUUAUUAAAAUCAUUAUUGUUAUCAUAAUUAUGAACGCUUUCUAAAUGAAAGCUUUAGUCUUAUCUGAUAGGUAUCACUUCUCAAGUCAAAAUUCAUUCUCUUGAGUGCGAAAAUUUACAAUUGCUACUUCUAACUGUUUUUCUCCGUUAAAGUUACAGAAAGAAGAUUGCUGAAUAUAAAAGGGAUUAACAUCCAAAACAAGAAUUACGAAUAUGUUCAGAUAAAUUCUUAACGAAGAUUAAAAGUACAAAAGUUAUAAGUAUUUAUCUAAAUAAAUCUAUUUAUAUGUCAAUUUGGAUUAUUUUUUGUUUAAAUAUUCAAAACCUAAUCAACCAAUUAUACGUCAACAUUACCUUUUAGAAAUAUUUCCAGAAAGCCUUUUUAAUUUUUUGUGUGGGGUUAUUUUGCUAAGACAGAGCCUUUGAAGCAUUUCAGACCCCAUUUUAUCUUUGAAUAGACUUCCCCUUUUGACAAAGUACAUAUUGGCAACUCGGCCUUACAGUUAUUUUCUUAUUCCUGUUUAUUUUUUUACUGCCAUAAGUUAAAAAUAAGGAAAAUCGUAAGUUAAAUUUUAGAAAAGGAGCAGGUGAAAACCAAUAUAGGACGAACGAGUAGCUUUUCCCGGAGACUGCAAACAUUUUCAUAAAAAUUAUGUGAAAAAUGAUGUUGAGUUUUGACACUAUAACACGUUUGGAAAUUUCUUUUUUCUAUGGUUCAAAAUUCCAAAUUUUGGAUCAUUUUUAAACUGCCUUUCUUUUAACCUUUUCGACUGUUUAAUAGGGAGUUGUAAGCUGUAAAUACUUGUAAUAUUCUUUUUUUUUUGGGGGUUGGGGGGUUAGUAAAGAAUGAUUUAUGCAAGGAUUUAACUUAUAUUAAGUGACAAUGUAGAUGGGUGUAAUUUAACUUGUUGUAAAAGAUUAUUUGUCUUGUUUUAAUUGCCUUUUAAGUGACGUGAAAAACUAUAAGCUCUCAUGGACCAUUUAGUGUGAAGUAUAAGAAAUUUAAUUUCCAUAUAAAUUUCCGUAUUACAUCUAUAUAAUAUCUGGUACCUGAUAUAAAUUUUUUUGCAUAGCUAAUAUAAUCCCCGUAUAAAUAAUAUAUCAUCUGGUUUCUAGUAUUAAACUUUGCAUAAGUUAUGUGGAGUUCGAUACCAAAUAUGAAGCAUUGUAUUGCUAAAUCCAGUAUAGCUUAUACAGGAAUUUUAUGACUUAUUUCAUACAAUAUAGAGUAUGGGAUAAAAGAAUAUUACGUGCCCUUAAAUUAUACAAUCCUUACAUGUCAAUCCAUGCUAUUACGGCAAAACAAUCCUGCAUUUUCUUGAUAAACAGUUUAUGCUAUAUAGUUCAUAAUCCCAGCAUAAACCCUUGUGCAAACAGUAGGGCAAACUCCAAUAGCAAAAUACUAGUACUAGUUUGGAGUACUAUGUCUAUCCCAGUAGCAAAAUUGUUUAAAACUCUGGCAAUUGCUCUGAUUAUCCAAAGGUUCUAAUAAUUUUUACUUCCCAUGAUGUAAUUUACACCAAUGCACUUGUCUUUAUUUGUCUCUACUUUUUACUAUAUCCUGCUUGGAGAUGAUAACUGCAAACAGAAUGGUUUGAUCAAAGUUCUGAUUUAUUCAUGGUUUAAUUUCUUGUACUAGAUGCCAUGUUAGUGUUUUAUAUCACAGUUACUUCGUCGAAAGUCUGAUACUAUUAGGAAUCAGAAUUUGAGUUCAUGUUCUGGAAAAUUCAACAUAUAUGUGGUGAAUUAAAGGGAGAUUCGAAUUGAAUAAGCAGGAUAUCCUUACAUUUUGAGGAAGAAUAGUCUGAUUACCACAGAACAUAACUUUCCAGAAUAGGAUAUCCUACAUUUUACCAAAUUAAGUUGAAUGCAGUUUUAUGAGUGUACAAAUAGUCUCAUCAAAUAUUGAUUGUUAUAUUAUAUGAAAGAAUAUGAACAUCAAGCUCACAACCUUAAGGCAAUAACAGUGGUAGUUUCUUAACUAGUAUAAUACAUUUUGAAAUAACAGUGGUAGUUUCAUACUAAUAUUAAGAAAGAAUUUUUAGUCUAUUUUGAUGGUAGUCUGCCGCUAAUAUUCAGCUGUCCCUUGGAAGCGCUGGUGAAAAGCCUAUAUUGCCUUUUCAAAGUGUUUUGUUGUAUGCAAAAAUUCUAGCACUUCCAAUAUCAUCUCUCUUUCCAUUUCUUUAUUUCAUGAUAAGGGACUUUCACAUUGCAAAGAGAGAGGAAGAUAUUAGUUACUAUGCAGGUUAUGUAGGUUCUUCAUAUAUGCUUGGAAGAGCUUUGACAUCUGUCUUUUGGGGACUAGUGGCUGAUCGAUAUGGCCGAAAACCAGUUAUAAUCUUCGGCACUUUUGUAGUGGUUAUUUUCAAUACUCUCUUUGGUCUUAGUGUCAACUUUUGGAUGGCAAUCAUUACGCGAUUUCUUCUCGGUUCUUUAAAUGGUUUGAUUGGACCAAUAAAGGCAUAUGCUGCUGAAAUUUUUCGUGAAGAAUAUCAAGCACUGGGAAUGUCUACGAUUAGUACUGCAUGGGGAAUCGGAUUGAUUAUUGGCCCAGCUUUAGGAGGCUUCCUUGCCCAGCCUGCAGAGAAAUAUCCGUCAAUAUUCUCUAAGGAUUCUAUAUUUGGGAGAUUUCCCUACUUCUUGCCUUGCUUAAUCAUAUCACUGUUUUCCUUGGUCGUGGCUAUUGCUUCAUUUUGGCUGCCGGAAACAUUGCACAUUCAUGAAUCAAGCAUGCCGGUGCACGAUUCAUACGAGGCUCUGGAGGCUGCAUCUGAUACAAAAGAAGGAAAUGAAUCAACCCCAAAAGAAAACCUAUUUAAGAAUUGGCCGUUGAUGUCAUCCAUCAUAUUAUACUGCGUCUUCUCUCUUCAUGAUAUGGCUUAUACAGAGAUUUUCUCAUUAUGGGCUGUGAGCCCCAGAAAGUUUGGGGGCUUGAGUUAUUCAACUGCUGAUGUUGGUGAAGUACUAUCAAUCUCAGGGUUUGGCCUUCUAGUUUUCCAACUAACUCUAUAUCCAUUGGUUGAGAGGUAUGUUGGCCCUGUUGUCAUUGCUCGAGUUGCAGGAGUUUUGUCGAUUCCCUUGUUGACAAGUUACCCUUAUAUCGCUAUGCUGUCUGGGAUCGCCCUGUCUGUGGCAAUAAAUUUUGCAUCCGUAAUGAAGAAUGCUUUGUCUAUCUCUAUCAUAACAGGAUUGUUCAUAUUGCAAAACAAAGCAGUGAACCAGCGACAACGGGGAGCUGCUAAUGGAAUUGCCAUGACAGCAAUGUCAAUUUUCAAAGCUCUCGGUCCUGCAGGGGGAGGAGCACUCUUUUCUUGGGCGCAAAAAAGGCUUGACGCUUCCAUUCUUCCAGGUGAUCAGGUGGUUUUCUUUGUGCUGAAUGUGAUUGAGGCAAUUGGUGUGCUGAUGACAUUCAAACCAUUCCUAGUUGAAACACAAAAUACAUAGUAGAGAGCUUAUGGUCUUUUUCAUUAAUUAGUUCACCUCUGUUCUCUUUGUAUCUUUUUAAUAUAUAUCAUUUUUUUCUGCUGGCAAUAGUUUUGAGGUUAGAGGCUCUUUUUAUGCUUG